GAAUGAAAUGAAUAGCUGCCUACUUUGUCUAGUAGCCUUUGCAGUUGUCAAUGUCAGUGUCUCGCCUGAAUACGCUCUAAUGGGCGCAUCGUUUUAGAUUAUGUAGAGAAACUGGCUUGAUAAUCAGAAAUUCAUGCGGGAGACAUUGAGAUCGAAUGUCGAGAGGCAGACGUUGAAGAUGAAGAUAAAUGUGAAAAUAAGUACACCGGGCGGCGCGUAGAGAAGUAUACUAGGCGACCAAAGUGGUAGAAACCGCGAGGCAUACUAUCUUCUUCCAGCUUUCCAUUGAUAAUCGUCUACGUGGCCGUGAAAAGUUUCAUCUACCUGCAGGAGGGAAUGACACGAGUGCGCCGGUCAUGACGUGGCACUGCUGCAUUUAUCGCUCAGCAAUGGAGGCAGCUGUGGGCACCGCUUAAUCGACGCAGGAGCUGGAGGACGACGAGAGUUAGUAGCAGAUACGCCAGGCGAAGGAAGGUGGCUGCUGGGCCGGCGUUAGCUUUAGUAAUGGGCCAAUCCUGUGUACGCGACACUUGCGAGCGUGGCUCGCGUGAGAAUACCGAGUUCACUGUAUGACGCUGAACCAUACACCUCGCCGUAUGACCUAGUAUUGAUUGCAGUGGCAAAACCAAAUUGUUCAUUUCGAAUACGCUACCACUACCCCGAGAGGGAAUAUCGCAUUGUGUGCCCACACGAGCAAUCUAUCAUUUUCCUGCGGCGAGGAACACUUAGAACAAUGUGAUAUACGGUUUCGAGUUUGGAGCAAGGAAAAAACUAUGACCCAGCACCUGUAUAUUUUAUUAUUACCCCACCAAGAUACGUAAUCCGUUUCAGACUUACUAGUCAAGUAUGCGCUAGAUAGGCUGUUUGAAGAUGAUCGAAGAAAGAUGAAGCCGACGGACAAGCUGAAACACAGCACGCAGCCCGCCUGGAAUCUGUUGUACAUGUUGCGCGAGAGAAAUCUUUACAGGGGGCGGUUCCCGAACCGGAUUGAUACCGGGGCACGUAUUACUGCGAAGGGCCCGCGGCGGGCCCUUCGCAGUACGCUCAACGUCCGUCCGCGGCGCGGACGGACGUUGAGCUACGGUUUGACUUUAGCUCACGGUCUGACUUCGGCCCGUCGCCUGAGUUCGGCUCGCACGCUGGUUCCGGCUCGCAGGCAGAUUUCAGCCCACGGACACUGACUUUUGCUGCGGCCUGACUUCGGGGCGCGAACGAAAAUCAAAAAGCAGAAAAAUGCGUAGUCCGCCAAAUAAAACUGCAAGCCAGCCUGCGCGCUCAGGAUCUGGCCUCGGAUGGGCCGCCCCCCCUGGUGGAGGGCCAGGCGGAGCCAUAGCGUUCGGGGCAGCCCGCGCGCCGAGGAUCCCGCCACCAAGGGGCUGGCACCGCCUGGCGGAGGACCGGGCUCAGCCGAGCAUAGGCAGAGGAGGGCUUCUUAAGCCCUGCAGUCGGAAUAUUCAGGGUGGCUCGACAGAAAAAACGCAAAUAGUACCUCACUGGCCCCGACGGUGCGGCGGCUAUUAUUUGUCUCCUAUGUUUUUCAUUUUUCUAGUAAAGGUAUCGCAUUUUUGUUCAUGCGCUCUCAUUAUUUUUCCAGUGGUUCUGUUGUUUGUGCCUUGCUCGCUUGUCUAUGUGACAACGAUCGCACAUGCACCAGCUAGGUCAAAAAAUGAUUAGAGACCACACCAAUGAAAGGUUGCUGCGCCAGAUGGAAGCAUCGACGUGACUGUGAAACGAGACGCACAAGGCAGACGACAAGGGUUUGGCAGAAUAAAGGAGCAGGGGUAAAGGAUACACGCUACUACGAGGAGAGACUUUGGCUUUUCGACUUCUUCAGCAAGCUCCCUAGAAAUCUCUUUACGGAAAUUCCGCAAAGAAGAAAGCGCUAGGCACUCUGUGUAGUUACAACUGCGUUAUUGCCCAACACCUUUUUGCUCGAAGUUUUUGAUCGCUGCACCUAGAAGUGUGCCGCUGUCAGAACAGUGCCCAACUUGCAAUUUUCGCAAAGCGCGGCCAUCCAAUGCGAGUGCCAAAUAAAUCCACGUCCGGAAAAACAGGUACGAGUUUGAGGGGAACUUCGUUGAUGAUGUGAAAGAAGGUCACGGUACUCUCUGGUGGGCGGACGGCCGGACUUAUCAGGUGCGUUGUCUAAUGUGCUUUACGGGUUCUGCCCGAACCUCAACUUACUACAUACGUACCCAGGAGGAUGAGAUAGGUACAGAAAAGAAUUAGAACUUGUGUGGCUCUGGUGCUGACUGUGUAACCUUUUUCUGUGCAGGAAGAUACCUCCAUAGAUGCGAGCAACCUCAUCAAAGCUUCAACGGUAGCGACAAAACGCGCACUGCGCUACCUCUGCCUAGGCAGCGAUUAUUGGCAUCGUGAUUUCGUUUACUGAUCUCAGGGGCAGUUCGAGAACGGAAAGUUUUACUCGAAUGAAUAUCGUGUCCACCACACUGCUGCAUUGAAAGGCGUAAAAGUAAGUGACGCAAAUUGAAGAUGGAGGGUUUCUAUCCGAAAGUGUUCGGGCCAGAUUUGUCAUGGCGUGGAAAGAAAUAGCAAAUAUAUAAAUGCGCACACGCGGAGGAUUCUGGAAUGAUGUGGACUAAUUUCAUACUUAUACGCUUCACGGAAGAGCGAUCAUGGUUUGGGCUGACGGGCGUCAGUACGAGGGCGAGUACAACCUGGGUCGCAAGCAUAUCGUAUAAAGAAAGUGCGUAAAAAAAUGCGGACUGUUAUUUCUUCACAGAGGAGCCAGUCACGGACUGCGAAACCUUUUAGCCUUCGCGCACUGCUGCGACCCUUUUUUCAUGGGCUCGCUGAUGAUGGUGAUCAUGGCUGUGAAGCAUUUCUUCGCAGAACAGCAGCCAUUGAUUUGCCUUUGCGCGGAAGGGACAACCCAGAGGCCAUGUUUGUUGUGCAUGCAUCGUAGGCUUCCAGAGCACGUCGCGUUUAUUUCAUACGUUUUCGCGCAGCCUGUUUUUGUAAUAGCGAUAGCCUCUGCCUCGGGAUGUAGGUUUCUGCCCGGUAUGUUUUCUGUGGCAAUGGCAUGGAAGCGGAUGCAGACGUGUUUGGUUGCGCACUUUUUUCGUGUGCAUAGCGCACGGACAGGGCGUGUUUCUUUGGCCAGACGGGCGCAGGUAUGACGGCGCUUGGUUCGACGGCAGGAGGCACGGCAAAGGUAAGGGCGUGCACACAGAAGACCUGCUUGUACUUAGUUAGUAGAGUGCUAGUACGCUUGUGCUUGAGAAAUUCAUCUACCCGAACGCGUUGUCCUUUCCGUUCCAUAUGUACAUACGUCUAAUUGUCGUCCUCUGCCUCUGGUGACACGUGCUUAUUUUUGCGGCAUGAGUUGAUGAAAGUGAAACAGUUACGGUGCGAAUUUUCAAUCUUCAGGCACUUAUACGAACGCCAAAAAGGAAACGAGAACUGGCAUAUGGGAAAACGAUAGGCCAGUGCAGUGGGACCCUGCAACACCGGGAGACGCCUCCCAGAUGCCCACGGUCCGCAGCAUCCAUCAACAGAAGUGAUCGGCUAAGUGGUAUGCCAGACGUUAGAGAGUUUUUUGUUUAAAGGAACAUCCGGAGCUGCUCGUGCGCACUUGCGGAGAACUAGAGCAGGACUUGGGGACAUCGUCGAGACGCCAAGACUGGAAUUGGCGCCUCACUUUUCGCCCCACAAAACUUGUAUAUUUUACGUUUGCGUCACAAAUCAAUAGACCAUCGUUCUUCAGCUGAAUACUAAUAGUUUACCCCUCGUGAAUAACUUUUGCCGUCCAUUUACUGGGACAAUUCGAAUGGGCGAAAUGUGGCACGACAAACUCGCUGCGUGCUUCGCUCAGCGGUUUUCAAAUUUGUCGACUCCCGAGAACACUUUUAGAUUUCAGCCGGGCAAUAGUUAUUUGCUAUGAAUCCAGCUUGUGUAGUUCUAGUUGUAUGCGAGCUGCGUUUGCCUUUUACGUCACGAGUUGCACCGCUUCACACAAGGACAAGGACAAGACACACAUGUUUUUCUGAAUGUUUUUGGGGUACUCGGGAGUUUCCUCUUCGUGUGGGGGCGGCAGCGAAAUUCGCCCGUAAGGUUCCCGGUACGGCGGAUACCAGAAGCAAACAAACAAAGAUUGCGCAGCCUUUAUUUAAAUUUAAAAUGGACCACCACAUGAAGUCUAGUGUACAUCAUUACACGGGCCUGGUUUGCGUGUUGUGCAGGAGCCAUCAGUAUCCACUAUCUCCGCCCGGGCGGCCGCAUAACUAAAACUAUGGCGUCAAAUUUAGC
Molecule: messenger RNA, 4269 nt
Organism: Amoebophrya sp. A120
Lineage: Eukaryota; Dinophyceae; Syndiniales; Amoebophryaceae
Source: the annotation of a GenBank genome assembly